Molecule: messenger RNA, 2643 nt
Organism: Budorcas taxicolor (takin)
Lineage: Eukaryota; Metazoa; Chordata; Mammalia; Artiodactyla; Bovidae
Gene: TEAD2
Product: TEA domain transcription factor 2
Exons: 12
Coding region: 615-1970 (451 amino acids)
Biological process (GO): embryonic organ development; hippo signaling; regulation of transcription by RNA polymerase II
Cellular component (GO): transcription regulator complex
Molecular function (GO): DNA-binding transcription factor activity, RNA polymerase II-specific; RNA polymerase II cis-regulatory region sequence-specific DNA binding
Source: RefSeq, a predicted model, not a curated record
UGUCCCCUUGUCUCUGGAUCUCUGGUCCCCCUCCCUCUGGGUCUCUGUUCCCCGACAGUUAGGUCCGUGUUUCCUCUCUCUGAAUCCCUGUCCUCUCUGAGUCUCUGUGUCUGGAUCUGCCCUCAGCCUUCUUAGGGCCGGUGCCCCUCCUUUUCUAGCAGCUGCUGCUCACACCCUGGCACCUGUUCUUGGCAUGGGACUGAGAAGAUCUCACCCACAUCCCCCUUCCCUGCAGCUAGGCUCUGACGCCUAUCUUCUUUAAACCAGUAAUCCACAGCCAAAGUUUCAGCCCUCCUGGACCCUAGGCAUUGUACUGGGGUCUUCAAGACUUCAUCACAAUCCAGGCUCCACUGAGAACACAGAGGAGAACCCUCUCACCCUAUACUUCCCCAGAAAUCCAGCCCCUUUUUCUCCAAGACCCAGGAAUCCAGGCUCCCAGUCUCUUGCUUCCCUCAGAUCGAGGAGUUCAGCUUCCAGCCCCCUCCUCCCUCAGAUCCGGGGGUCCAGGUGCCCCCAGCCUCUCCCCUCAGACCCAGUGAUCUGGACCUCUGUUCUGAGGUCUCUCUGGGUGGAUCCGGGGAACCUUGCUGAACUCUGUGUUCCUCCAGGCCCAGAUGGGGGAACCCCGGGCUGGGGCCCCUCUGGACGAUGGCAGCGGCUGGACAGGAAGUGAGGAAGGAAGCGAGGAGGGCACCGGCGGCAGUGAGGGGGCGGGGGGCGACGGGGGCCCAGACGCAGAAGGUGUCUGGAGUCCAGACAUCGAGCAGAGCUUCCAGGAGGCCCUGGCCAUCUACCCGCCCUGUGGCCGGCGGAAAAUCAUCCUGUCUGAUGAAGGCAAGAUGUAUGGUCGGAAUGAGCUGAUUGCCCGCUACAUCAAGCUGAGAACGGGAAAGACCCGAACUCGCAAACAGGUCUCUAGUCACAUCCAGGUUUUGGCCCGAAGGAAAUCGAGGGAAAUCCAGUCCAAGCUCAAGGCCCUGAAUGUGGACCAGGUUUCCAAGGACAAGGCUUUCCAGACAAUGGCCACCAUGUCCUCUGCCCAGCUCAUCUCAGCACCUUCCCUGCAGGCCAAACUGGGUCCCGCCGGUCCUCAGACCCCGGAGCUUUUCCAGUUUUGGUCGGGGAGUUCUGGGCCCCCAUGGAAUGUUCCUGAUGUGAAGCCAUUCUCGCAGACACCGUUCUCCUUGUCACUGACUCCUCCAUCUACUGACCUCCCAGGGUACGAGCCCCCCCAAGCCCUCUCACCUCCCGCUUUGCCCCCACCUGCCCCAUCACCCCCAGCCUGGCAGGCUCGGGCUCUGGGCACUGCUCGGUUGCAGCUGGUGGAGUUCUCGGCCUUUGUGGAACCACCGGAUGCAACUGACUCUUACCAGAGGCACCUGUUUGUACACAUCAGCCAGCACUGCCCCAGCCCUGGAGCGCCCCCCCUCGAGAGUGUGGACGUCCGGCAGAUCUACGACAAAUUCCCCGAGAAAAAGGGUGGUCUGCGGGAGCUGUAUGAUCGCGGGCCUCCCCAUGCCUUCUUCCUGGUCAAAUUCUGGGCGGACUUGAACUGGGGCCCGAGUGGUGAGGAGGUGGGGGCAGGCGGCAGCAGCGGUGGCUUCUAUGGAGUGAGCAGCCAGUAUGAGAGCCUGGAACACAUGACCCUCACCUGUUCCUCCAAGGUCUGCUCCUUCGGCAAGCAGGUGGUGGAGAAGGUGGAGACGGAGCGUGCCCAGCUGGAGGACGGAAGGUUCGUGUACCGCCUGCUGCGCUCACCCAUGUGCGAGUACCUGGUGAAUUUUCUGCACAAAUUGCGGCAGCUGCCCGAGCGUUAUAUGAUGAACAGCGUCCUGGAGAACUUCACCAUCCUGCAGGUGGUGACAAACAGAGACACCCAGGAACUGUUGCUCUGCACCGCCUACGUCUUUGAAGUCUCCACCAGUGAGCGGGGGGCCCAGCACCACAUUUAUCGCCUGGUCAGGGACUGAAGGGGGACCCCAAAAGUGGCUCACCCUCCAGAAUACCCUCUCCUCCCAGGCAGGACCUCCAGCUUUCCCCAUGCUUCUUACGUGGGGAGGGGACUGCUCCCUGUUAGGACUGUAAAAGCUGGGUGGUGAGUGGAAUGGGCUGGGACUGAGAGGGGAGGAUGGAUCCUGAUCUUGGAACCUCACAGGGGUGUCUGAAAGGACAGAUCACCCCAGAGCAUUAGGCACUGAGGACAGGAGUGAGACAACCCCUGGGAUAGCACUGGUUUCUGUCUCUGACAGGUGCCCUCCCUUUUCUUUGUUCUGGAUGUUUUGGAGGGCCCCAGUGACACAUGGGCUCGUCCCUCCCUGUUUUUCCACAUCACCCUCUUCUCAAUCUCCCUCUUCUUAUCACCUCCAUCCCGGGAACCCUGAUAUCGAAUAUUGAAGGUUAACCUUUUCUGUGCAGGGGCAGAGUCAGGUGGGCCCUGGAAAUAUAUUAUUAUUUUUUUUAAUAUAACGAGAUAUUUAUAAGUGGGUGUUAGGGUCGUGACUUUUUCUCAGCUGGGCAAGCAGUGGGGUGAGGCUUUUUAAUCUCAUGCCCUCUUCUAAAUGUGCUGUGGGGCUAGACUGUGUUGCCUCCCUCUCCUCUCCCCCCACCCCCCACGCCCUGCCCCCCAAAUGUGUUGGUUUGUGU